AUGCCUCACAGCUCUUCUGUUGUACGUUUCCGAGCUGCCUCAAUCUUGGUACUACAAGCGGGGAUCAUGGGACAACGUCAGCAGCAGCCAGUUCUUCUUGGAAAAUCUCCCAUGGGAACAAGGUACUAUUUCGAACUGGUGCCGAAGGAGAUGUCCUUGGCCGUAUCGAACAUGGACGACCGAGAAGUAGACGGUUUCCACUGUUAUUAUACAAAAUCAUAUGUGAAAGCAUCCAAGAAGUCGAAGAAGUACGAUGCUAGGCUUUAUACUGUGGAUGAUACUAUAGGAUAUAAGGAUUUCAAGGCUUCGGGAAAGAUCGCCGAUGAGACGUGUUUCGAGACGUUCACGCCUUUGAGCGGUGUGGAUAAAGGGUUACAGCCCUUGUUUCCGGCGCACCCGAUAGUCAUCACCGCGAAUAGGCUAUGCACAGAAAACGAGCUCCUGCUUAGCGAGGCCGAAGAGGAGCCCGCUCCCAACGGUGUUUACUAUGGCUUCAUUGGAGAUGAACUGGAAGCAACCAUCAAGUUCGAUGAGGAGUCACAAAUACAGCAUGUCGAGGUGGAUGCUCGCCAAGGAUGGCGCCACAAUGUGUUGACCUUCAAAAUGAUUGGAAAAGCGAUAAACUGCGUGUUUACCAAAGAAGGAAGCUCAGAAGAAGUUGGUCUGAUCGUCGAGCCCGUUGACCCAAACACAUUCAACGGUACGAGGGAAAGCUUCGCGCUUGCUCGACUGAAUACCAUAGUUGGGCAGACCUUCGACAGGAGCGAUCUACGGGACCUGCUCGGUCUCACAAAAAAGUUCAAGGCGGUCGCCUCUCGCGUUAGGAAAGGGAUCAGAGGAAUCAGAGAGCUGAGGCUCAUGCCCAGCCGACGCUCGAGGGAUGAGCUCAGAAUCAGGCUCCUCACAGAGGCUGAUACAGAGGCAGACGACUAUUCAGACCGCCACGACUAG
Molecule: messenger RNA, 951 nt
Organism: Perkinsus marinus ATCC 50983
Lineage: Eukaryota; Perkinsozoa; Perkinsida; Perkinsidae
Exons: 1
Coding region: 1-951 (316 amino acids)
Source: RefSeq, a predicted model, not a curated record